Molecule: messenger RNA, 2315 nt
Organism: Orbicella faveolata
Lineage: Eukaryota; Metazoa; Cnidaria; Anthozoa; Scleractinia; Merulinidae
Biological process (GO): negative regulation of cyclin-dependent protein serine/threonine kinase activity; negative regulation of transcription by RNA polymerase II
Cellular component (GO): cytoplasm; nucleus; nucleoplasm
Molecular function (GO): cyclin-dependent protein serine/threonine kinase inhibitor activity; 7SK snRNA binding
Source: RefSeq, a predicted model, not a curated record
CGUUUCUCAAACGAUUCUUUGAGCUUGUCGAGAGAAGAGGUGCGUAUUGGUUUUUAGUGGGAGAAAAAAAGUUCGCGUUCAAUUUCAAAGCAAAAUUAACAGUCUGUUUUCUUUUGAGGCCCUCUUUCAAAAGAUUACUCGCUGUGUGUUAACUAUUGUCAAGACGCAAAAUUUUCCAUGUGCUUGAAAACGACGACAGUCAGUGUGAUGCAUGUAAGCAAGAAGAUUAUGGAGGUUGAAAACGUCGUCUUUAAGCCACAAAAACGGAAGAAACUACGAAGAAUGAAGAAACGAAAGUACUGUGCCCUAUUUGGCGUCGACAGAGCGGGUGAUAACGAGAUACCUGUGAAGCAGAGAAGAACCAAAACGGCGGCUCCCGAAAAUACAACGCAAUUCAUCAUGGCGGAUAAAGAGGUGACCGAACCUUUCUACACUAUACCUUCUCCUUCUGCUUCACCAUCAAGUCAUUGCACGAGUUCUCCGGGUUCAAUACGAGGUACACCUUUGUCGGAAAGAGACAUAGCUUUCGAUUCCGCUGAAGAAGACCUCGUUCGCGAUUUUGAAGAACUUGAUUUCGAUCUGGACUACUUCCAAAAAGAUUACGAAGCAACUUACAACCGCAUACAGGAAGAAAGCCUGCUGUCGCUGUCUAAAAGUGAACUUGUUAGUAGGUAUAGAGAACUAGAAGGAAAAGAAGAAAUUCUACAGAAACGUUGCGAUGAACUAGCGAAAGAGGAGUCAGUUUCUCGCUUUCCCGCGCUCGCGGAAAAAUCCGCUGACGAAGACACUUUGCUUUUACAUCUGGAAAAGUUACAACGGGAAAACGAAUCAUUGGCGGAAGAAAACUCGAGGUUAAAGGCUCUAAAAUGUUCUACAAUAGGGCUUGCUCGCCUCUCGUAGUUUGUAACGAAAGUAUAUAUAUGGAAUUGCAUCUUCAUAGUCGAAUAUGAUGAAAUCAACGUGGAAUUCGAGACAUCUUAUUGAAAAGUUAAGCUUAGUUGCAGACGUUGCUAUUUCGAUUUCUUAAAGCGGUCUUUUAGUUUCGUUUGUGCAGUUGACUUUGGUUAAUUUUAGAUUUUAUGUACAAGCAACCAUUCUCGAUAUUUAGGGUAUUCUAAAAAAGGCUUUGCGCAGCAUUGAUUUAGACGAUGAGUUGGCAGAGGUCUAAUAUUUUAUUCAUGGUGACGCAGUAAAAUGGCCAAGUUGGUUUAGCGUAGGAGUAUUGUACGUUGAAACUGCGGGAUUUGAGGUUUCACUCUUAUGUAGAAUUUGUUAUUUAGAGCAAAGUAUAUUUUAAUUUGGUUUGCAGAAGCAAUCAACUUUUUUCCAUAUAACCUUCACUCCGGCUCUAGUUUAGUUUUUUUCUGUUACAUUUGCCCUGUUGUAACUUGAAACUAAGAACUUGGAAUUUAAAACUGAGAGGAAAUUGAGCUAAGGCUAGGAUAGGAUGUAAACCUUAGUUUUAUUUACCUGCUUGUUCUUAAAGGUACUGUUAAGCAAAUGUAUACAAGGGUGGACUAAAGCUGUCAGUUUUCCACCCUGUGAUUUAGGUGAUCUGUGGUGACACUUGGUUUUGAAUGAUACCAGUGGCAUUGCCUGGGGAUUACACCACACACUUGUCCAAGACAGCUGAUGCUACCCUGAAACAAGCUGAGUGGUGGUGGUGGAUGGACACUGGAGUAUCCAUUAACAACACCUGCUGCUCAGAAUCAGCUAAGUAUGGUCCGAUGCUCUUCUCAUUGUAAUUGCUAUUUUCACUUGGUGGGUUGGUGGUAAUGAAGGCAAGCCAAUUUUAACUGGAUGGUAACUUCAUACAGUGUCUACAAAUUUAGACACUUUUGGGAUGAUGAUUUUUUUUCCUCUUCCAAAUGAAAUUAUUGCCAUUGCCUCUGUCUUUGUUGUUGUUGAAUUGAGCCCCUCAUUUCAUCCUCCUACAGUUAACACUUGACUGUCUAACUAGCCUCUUCACUAAAACUUCAUGGCUAUUAAAAUCUUAUUUGUUAAAUUGGAAAUGCCACCUUAAUACCUUUGUGCCAUACAACCAUUCUACUGAGGUCAACAUGCCUCAUCAAAAGAAUGAUUUGGGGCUACGUGGGGGGUGUUACUCUGUAAUUUGCUUAAUCCAUUCUAUUUCAGAACUGGAAUAACAGAUUAUGGAUGUGUAGAUUGGCGAGCCUGUGAUUGUGCCCCCUCUCCUUGUGUAAAAAAAAAAUUGGGAUCACAAGUUACAGAUUGGCAAGAGUGCUAGUUUGGUGCUAACUUUUUGUGUAUUCUGGGUUUGAAUUUGGUUAAUAAAGUGUUUUUUAAGACCUUGA